UCAAGACAAACAAACAAACCAAGAGGCAAAAAGAAGCAUCCCAAUAACAUUUGGUACACAUGGAAAUGAGCAAGGUUCUGGUGGUAGGUGGUACUGGGUACGUAGGACGAAGGAUUGUUAAGGCAAGCCUAGCCCUAGGUCACCCAACCUAUGUCCUUCAAAGGCCAGAGAUUGGUCUUGAUAUUGAGAAGCUGCAGAUGCUCUUGUCCUUCAAGAAGCAAGGGGCUCACCUUGUGGAGGGCUCCUUUUCUGAUUUCCAAAGCCUUGUUCGUGCUGUCAAGCUUGUCGAUGUUGUCAUUUGUACCAUGUCCGGGGUGCAUUUUAGGAGUCACAACAUUUUGUUGCAGCUCAAGCUUGUUCAAGCUAUCAAAGAAGCCGGAAAUAUUAAGCGUUUCUUGCCAUCAGAGUUCGGUCUAGACCCAGCACGUAUGGGACAUGCACUUGAACCGGGAAGAGUCACAUUUGACGAGAAAAUGGUGGUGAGAAAGGCAAUACAAGAUGCUAAAAUCCCCUUCACUUAUGUAUGUGGUGCUGCCUUUGGGGGUUAUUUUGCGGGUAACCUUUCGCAGAUGGGGACUGUCCUUCCUCCAAGGGAGAAAGUGCUUCUUUAUGGAGAUGGUAACUCUAAAGUCACUCUUAUGGAUGAAGAUGACAUCGCAACAUACACGAUCAAGACGAUAGAUGAUCCACGAACAUUGAACAAAACAUUGUACCUUCGUCCACCUGAAAACGUACUCUCUCAGAAGCAAUUGGUCGAAAUGUGGGAGAACCUUCUCGGAAAGAAAGUAGAAAAGAUCACUAUUUCUAAACAAGACUUUCUUGCUUCUAUGAAAGGCAUGGACUAUGCAGGCCAGGUAGGAGUGGGGCAUUUUUACCACAUUUUCUAUGAAGGCGAUCUGACAAACUUCGAAAUCGAGGGAGAAGGAGUAGAAGAAGCUUCAAAGCUUUACCCGGAAGUGAAAUAUACACGCAUGGAUGAAUACUUAAAAUUAUAUGUAUGAAAUCAUUUCAAUGUAUUUAAUAACAGUUUCUCCUAAAAUUAUAUGUUGUACUGUAAUCCAUCUAUGCACUUUUAUGCGUGUAGUAGUAGUGUAUGUUCAAUCAAUACGAGCGUGGCAUAUAUACUGCUAGUGAUAAGGAACCUUACUAUGUGUGUGUGUGUGUGUGUGUGUGUGUGUGUUAUAUGUAAUAGAGUGAGGGCUGAGUGAGAAAUCGAAAGGCAAUAGCCAGUGUUGUAUUGUUGCACCAAAGCCAUAAUAUAUCAAAUAUUACUAACAUUUCAGUAAUAUA
Messenger RNA from Pyrus x bretschneideri (Chinese white pear), 1290 nucleotides. RefSeq names its product isoflavone reductase homolog. Bases 60 to 1001 code for a protein of 313 amino acids. Gene Ontology annotation, molecular function: oxidoreductase activity. The transcript has 4 exons. NCBI's taxonomy places the organism in Eukaryota, Viridiplantae, Streptophyta, Magnoliopsida, Rosales, Rosaceae. The record is from RefSeq and is a predicted model, not a curated record.